UUGUAUCGUAACGUAUCGUGCAUGUCCAUCACUGAGGCUGAUGCAAUACACAUCUUGAUGCAUUGCCAAUGAUCCAAUACAUUAAAAAUACAUAUGGAACAACUACGAAUGCGAUACGAUUCAUCGCUAUUGCAAUGCAGUGUGAUUUGACAGUUUGAUUCAACGUGAUACGACACGAUUUGACACGGUGCAAAAGAGUAAUGCUAUAUGCAAUUAAAGAGAGUUUGAUUUUAUUUCUUAAGCAUACAGCAAAUCAUAAAUUACUAAAAAAAAGUGCCAUUUUUACUUUACAUACCAGUUUUUCUAGUACUGCAGUCAGCAUCUCAUUUCUGCUUCUUUUUUAUCUCUAAAAAGCACUUGGACCUUUCACAAACAGCCUUUUCACAUGUCCCUUAUGGUGUAAUGUUCUCUGUCUCCAGUUUACAUGCAUAUGCUCCGUGACCCAAACAUUUACUGUCAGAAUAGUUUAAUAAUCCACCAACACGCAGAAUAAUAAUGCUAAAACACAAGUUCCACCCAGAAUGUUUUGGCAGUGCACCACUUAGCUGUAGCAUGCUAGCACACUUCAGAAACAGUUUAGAGAGGAAGAAUCAAUCUAAAUAUCAAAUUAUUGGUCACAUUUCUAAAUAAUAAAGACAUAGGGCCUCUACUAUUAAUCAUAUAUAAAUAAACCAGAUUUUACUGAUGCAAAGAUGUUAAAAAUGAUGCAUUGUAGGUUCAUCCCAAAUCGUAUCCUGUGCACUUUUUUAUUCAGGGCAAUCGCAUCGUGAAUAUUUACUCUGGUGCACUAAUGCGAACCGGUGAAUCUUCCCAUCCCUAUGUUGCAUUUUAUUGUUUCAUAUUGUAUCAUAUCAUAUUGUUUCGUAUCACAUUGCAUUGCCACAAUACAGAGCAAUGUGAUGGCUACAGCAACCUGUCAAAAUCACCUUCAGUAGUGCUUUUAAUGAGUCAUUAAUGUCCUGCAAUAACUUGUAUUUUCAGUUUUGUUUUCUUUAUUAUGAUUGUUUUUAACUGAAGUGAGGUGUCUGAGCAUAUAAGAGCUGCAGACAUAUUAUUAUAUCCUCCUGCUCAGAAACACCUGAUGUCCUCAAUAGCAGCAUGCAGCAGAUCUACAGACAGAGCGAUGAACAUUUUGAGGUUUAUACCACCGUCCUCUCCCCGCAAGUGUGCAGGUCGAGGACGAGGACGCGACAUGCGGAGGCAGAAAAGGUGAUGGUAGCGGCGGUGAUCCCUUACCGGUCCCGCUGGCCGAAGGAGCUGGACCUGAACCAGGGAGACCUGAUCCAGGUCCUGUUUAAGGAGGACGAGGCCUGGUGGUUCGGACGCUUGAUGAACGGAAACAAGGGUUACUUCCCUGCAGCCUGCGUGGAGCCGGUCCAGGGCGGUGAUUCGUCCAGAGCCACGCCCACGCUGAUGAGGAGGGGCUCCGUCCCGGUCGCCGUGACGACAGCAGCCUCCCCAUGUGGCUGCACCAGUGGUCGCAGCACUCCGAAGCUGCUGAGGAAAAACAGCAUCCGGCGACCACUGGGACUCGAUGGCCCCUCGGUGGCGGCGGCUCCUCCUCACGGCUCCCCCAGCCUCCUCCACCGAGUCCUGACCAAGUCCAGGAGGAAGAGCUGCCCCCACCUUCCCCACCCUCCACCGGACAACGGCUCCGUCAACACGGCCUUCCAGCCAGACUAAACAACAGCAAAACUCUCUUUCCAAGAUACCUGCAAAAUAAUUUAGCUUAUUAAUUUUUAUUAGUUUAAUUCAAUCACCGAACUCGAAAAAACUGAAAACGUAGACAAUAAGACAAACCACGUUGUGGUGGAGAAUUUGACCAAGUCAUCUUCAAGUCACUGAGGCCACAUCCAAGUCAACAAGGUCAAGUCCGAGCAGUCGAGGUACCAUGCGAGUCGUCAGGAGGUCACGUCUGAGUGGAGAGGUUGCUGAGGUCAUGUCCAAGUCAAUGAAGUUAUGUUUGAGUCACCUCCGUCGUGUCCAAGUCUUUGUUCUAGUCACUGAGGUCAAGUUGAGUUUGACGAGGAGUCAGAUUAGUCAUACAGACGUUUCCUUCUUGUAUUUGACGUGAGAGCAGUAAAGUUUCAGUCUUCAUGUUUCUGGAUUCAACAGGAAGACGCUGAUGACGUUCUGAGAGACACCAUCUGGGUUUUGAAUUGUGAUGAGAAGGAAGCAGCUUUAAACUGAAGCCUCCUGAUGAAACGAUGGAAUUGUCCUUUAUCCUGAAUCACUUUAAGCUGAUCUGAGACGUUUGGACCUUUUUUGGUCACAAAAUUGGACAUUAAAUGUAUUAAAAUGUGAGUCUAAAUGACGCCUGUUAGUACUUCAAUAAUACUCAACAAUCCACAGUCAUGUUCAGUCUUUUAUUGCACAUCACACCUGACAUCACAAAAUGUAAAACAAGAUGAGAACCACAGUGUUUGUUGAUGAAUCCUCUAAAACAUCUGAAUAAAGUGCUGCAAUCAGGUUUUUGUGCAGAUUCUUUUUGUCAAUUCACAAGUUUUCAGUGCAAAACAAUUGAAAUAAAACAGUAAAUAUAAGUGUUUUGUUCCAAACAUUCACUGCAUAUGAAGCUUCAUCAAACAGAAAACAAUAAAAUAAUCUCAGUAUUGAUCAGGCAUCUGAUACUUGUCAGGUUUACUCUGAAUUU
This is a messenger RNA of Thunnus maccoyii (southern bluefin tuna), 2653 nucleotides long. RefSeq lists its product as uncharacterized. Gene Ontology annotation, molecular function: protein binding. The transcript has 6 exons. NCBI's taxonomy places the organism in Eukaryota, Metazoa, Chordata, Actinopteri, Scombriformes, Scombridae. The record is from RefSeq and is a predicted model, not a curated record. Bases 1099 to 1683 code for a protein of 194 amino acids.